This is a messenger RNA of Homalodisca vitripennis (glassy-winged sharpshooter), 698 nucleotides long. RefSeq names its product survival motor neuron protein 1-like. Bases 241 to 510 code for a protein of 89 amino acids. The record is from RefSeq and is a predicted model, not a curated record. The transcript is spliced from 4 exons. Lineage: Eukaryota; Metazoa; Arthropoda; Insecta; Hemiptera; Cicadellidae.
GAUAAUGAAGAAGAAGUGCUACUAAGAGAACUGAUCCCUUCCUUUGGCAAAAGUGUGAUAGAGUUCCAAUUGGCCUCUGCUAAGUCCUAUAAUGCUGCUUUAAAGGAUCAGGAGUUGGAUACGGAGGAACAGUAUUCUGCCCAGCAAGAUCUGUUCGAGGACGGGGAAGUCGUAACCUCAGAAGAUACUUUUGGAUCGAUUCAACCAGAAUUCAAGUCGUUCACUCCCCGGCACAAGCCAAUGGUCUAUCCACAUCACCCCUCGCCUAGUAAACCAAAAUCGAAGUCGGUACCUCCUCGGCGCAGGCCCAUGAUAUUUCCUCAUCAGUCACCCCCUCCUGCCCCUCCCAUGCCGCCUGGGGCUUUCUCCGGUGUUCCGGACCCAAUGGCUGGUGGAUCAAUUCCACUUCCCAGAACUGGGGACGAUAUUCUGAAUGCAAUGCUACAGUCUUGGUAUGUGUGCGGAUAUUACACUGGUUACUACCAACGAGACUCAAAGGAUCCUAAAUAAACAAUAUAUUUAUGUUAAGUACUUGUUGAUAGAUAAAUGUAAUUUGCAAGAUAUAAAUGUAAUAAUAGUGAUUUUUGUAUUUGCUAUAAAUGUAAUAAUAGUGAUUUUUGUACUUGCGAUAACGUCAUCUCAGUUUGUUUUACUGUAAUUUAAAAAGUUUACAAUGAUUAAAUAUAUUAUAAUUUAUA